Molecule: messenger RNA, 1614 nt
Organism: Porites evermanni
Lineage: Eukaryota; Metazoa; Cnidaria; Anthozoa; Scleractinia; Poritidae
Source: the annotation of a GenBank genome assembly
GUUGCAGUUGAAAGCUGCGUGGAUGAAUACCUCCAGCAGGAAGGAUUGCGUCGAGAGCCAGUCCCAACGGACGGCCAUUGCUUGAUACACGCGUGGCAUAGGGUAAGUGAAAAACCAGUUAAUAACCUUUUUCAAAAGUAAUUGAUCUGAUUCUGAUGACUAAACAGAAAAAAAGACAUCUUAAGCUGGAUACCAGCUAGGAUAUUAGUUUACGGCUUUUUCCAGAGGAGAAGUGAUACACCCGGGCAUCUGGCCGAUGUUGAAAGAGAUAUGGGGACUUUCAUGUUAAUUUGUCCUUGAGUUUAGUCUAGGGGAGGUGGGGGCCCACUUUACUUUUAGACCACAUUAAGGCCCGCAGGGUUAAGGAAAAAUACCCUGUUUCCUCGAAUAAUAGCCGUCCCUCGAUUAAUCUCCUCCCUCGAAUAAUCGUCCCCCUUUGACGGAAAUAUUUAAAAUAAUCGCCUCCCUCGAGUAAUCGUCCCCUUUUGGUGGGAAAAAAGAAAUAAUCGCCCACGGCUAUUAUCCUUAUCGAGUCAUGUUGCAUGUGAAGUUGCCUGCGUGCAGACAAAGGAAAUAGGAGACGUCUGCACGCAGGCAACAUGUGAAGUUAACAUGUGAAGCUGCCAAACUUCGGGAUGACUGAGAGAAGAUUGGGAACGACUUGUGUGUUUAGGCGAAAUGGCGAUCAACAUGGCGCGAAUGGAGCGCACAACUGAGAGCGCACAAGUCGCACAAGGCGCGCAGCUUCAGCGGGGGCAGGGAAAAGAAAGGUAUGCGUCAAAAUCCAGUCUUUUGGCUAUCACACAGACUCUUGUUAAGUUAUUUGUAAGUAGUGGCAGACACUAGAAGGUUGAAUAUUCUACAGUAAGUAAAAUUCGUUAGAAUUAACUCAAAAAGUCAUCUUGAAUUAGUACGCCAGUUUUUCAUCCUGGAAGACCGAGAGAAAAACCUGGAAAUUUCGUUUCCGUGUGGCGCAGGCAAUCUUCAGAAUGGAUAAGAGACAGAAAAAUGUUGCCCUUGUCUAGAAUUCCCCCUUCUAAUUAACCCAGCCAGAUGACUGAGUUUUGUUUAUAACGCCUCGGACGUUCACCAUUCACUUUGGCCCUGCCUGAAAUUCACUGGCUUUCAUUUGCAUAAAAUUAGAUCUACUUGUUGCCACAAACCAUAAGAAGAUGGAGUUUAGGGAAUUUUCAACUGACUAAUAUGAUAUAUUGCAUAUUGUUUUCUCAUUAGGCCAUGCAGAUGCAGGAAGAGGGAGCUCACACGUUCCCAACCUACAAAGCUCUACUAAAUGCUGUUGUAGCCGAGUUAUAUGAUCAUAAAUGGUUUUAUGCUGCAUUUAUGCCGGAAAACUGGGAAAACGAACUGAGUGCCUACUAUUAUGAAGGCGCAUUUAACUGCGACAUCGUAGACCUCAUUAUUUAUGCAUUAACCAACCUUACAGAGAAAGCCUGCAAGGUGAUUACAGUAGCCUCUGAUAAGGUGGCCUUCAUACACGAUAUCACACCCAACAAGGAGGAGAAGAAAUGUCUCCAACCAGGGCUCAUGUUCAUGCUCAAAGACUUGCACUAUGAGCCCCUGGUUAAAAUAGUAAGUGAAUCCAUAUUUUUUUGA